Messenger RNA from Cotesia glomerata, 1722 nucleotides. RefSeq lists its product as uncharacterized. The transcript is spliced from 3 exons. NCBI's taxonomy places the organism in Eukaryota, Metazoa, Arthropoda, Insecta, Hymenoptera, Braconidae. Bases 1 to 1722 code for a protein of 573 amino acids. The record is from RefSeq and is a predicted model, not a curated record.
AUGGAAGAAAUCGCAACGGGUUUUGCUGCGAUAAGAGAAGCCAUCUUAUCACGAGAGGCUCCAGAGUUGGAGAUGCUUAAUACAGACACACCAGUUAUUGAAGAAGUAGGAGGUCCUUCUGCGGGAAAUGUAAAAGAUUCUGUUACAUCGGCUGCAGACGAGAUUCCAUGGGAAUUAGAUGCAGAUGGUCUUCGUAUCUUUGGGGAAGAUCCUGCGCAAAAAGAGCCUGAGUUGAUCUUACACUCUAGUGUCGCUAUGCGUUGGAAAAAAUACUUGUCAGAAGGUCUUAAAAAAGAGGUGAAGGAUUCCCUUAUGGAAAAAUACCCUAGGAAGGGUAAGCUUUCAUUCGAACCACCGAUUCUAAAUGAUGAGGUGGCGGUAAAUCUGAAAGAAUCGGCUCUAAAAAGAGACAAAUAUUUUGGAGCAACACAGAAAUUGGCAGGAUCUGCUUUAGCAGCGUUGGCUCCGGCAAUCGAGUCGUUGGCACCACUGAGGGAUGCAGAAAGUAUGAAAAGAUUAGAGCAGAUCUGGGACGCUGCGAAGUUGCUAAUCGAAAUUCAUAAAUCUCAAACAGUAGCACGUAAGGCUUGCAUCCUGCCUACUUUGUCCAAGCAGUGGGCUACUGCUCUUGAAAAAAGAGUAACAGAUAGUUACUUGUUCGGAGAGAAGCUGGUGGAUAAAGUGAAAGAGAUUAAGGCUAUUGGGAAGGUUGGGCUCGUCGAGCCAGAAGAAGUCAGUGACUCAGACGGGCGGGAGAACAUCAGUCUUGAAAAAACCACUGACUUCCAGAUUUCCACCCAAGCAAUCAACUUACCCGAAGUCGAGUCAAUAUCGACAACAAAAUCAGCGUUCUCAGAACCGUUAGUCCAGCAGGACGUCGUAAGUAUUUUUGCGGGUCGUCUUAAACAUUUUGUAAAGGUUUGGGAAUCGAUCACUAAGGACAAGUUUAUCAUCCAGACUGUGAAAGGGUAUAAAAUACCCUUUGAAUCAACCCCCUUUCAAAUUAAUCCUCCACCGUCUAGAAAUUGGUCGGAGCAGGAAUCGGCAUACAUUCAAUCAGAAAUUGAUAGGCUACUUUCAAUAGGAGCGAUUGUGGAAGCUGAGGAAGUUCCAGAUCAGUUUCUUUCUUCGUUUUUUCUAGUUCCUAAAUCUGAUGGUCAGCAGAGAUUUAUUCUGAACUUGAAAAAGUUAAAUACUUUUAUUGCUGCAGAACAUUUUAAACUCGAGGAUCUUAGAUCAGCUUGCAGCCUAUUAGAACAAGGUAUUUUCAUGGGAACGAUUGAUCUAAAAGACGCCUAUUUCCUGAUUCCUGUAUGGAAACCACAUUGCAAGUUUUUGAGAUUCUUGUAUAAUGAAAAAAUUUUCGAGUUCGUGUGCUUACCUUUUGGUCUGUGUACGUGUCCAUUGACUUUUACAAAAUUAUUAAAACCUGUUAUAAAUUCCCUGCGUUGCAACGGUUGGCUCUCGGUUGUGUACUUGGAUGAUUUCUUGUGCUUGGGUCAGUCGAUUAGAGAAUGCAGCGAAAAUUUAACUCAAACUAUUGUCUUGCUGGAGAGGUUAGGAUUUAUUGUUAAUUAUGAAAAGUCCAAAUUGGUGCCCGAAAGGAAAUGUAAAUAUUUGGGGUUUAUUUUGGACUCAGUUUCUAUGAAGGUAGAGCUUCCGCAUGAGAAGAAGAUCGCAGUACGAAACCAGAUUGAGUCUCUUAAAAGAAAGGGCGUAUGA